AUGUUCAAGGUGAGAGCGUGGAGCUGGGUCACAGCUGUCACCGCCCCCUCCCGGUUGCACGGAACCCCUUCCCGCGCUCUCGUGGACCUCUCCCGGAACCAGGUCCUGCACUCCCAGAGGCUUUUCUCGCCUUCGGGUCGGCGCCGUGUUGUCCCGCGGUUCAAUGACAGGUCCACACGGCGCGAGUGGCUACCGGACGCAGUUCAGGUAAUUCAGAGAUCUGUGGGCCCGGCCAGCCUAAGUCUGCUCACCUGGAGAGUCUAUGCUUCAUCAAAGAAGGACACGCCUGAAGAAGAUUCCGUCAAGGUUGAUGAGCUUUCACUCUAUUCAGUUCCAGAAGCUCAAUCUAAAUAUGUAGAAGAGCCAAGGACUCGACUUGAAGAAAACAUUUCACAGCUACGACAGUUUUGCAGUCCAUAUAUAACAUGGUGUCAGGAAAAGUACUUCUAUGCUAAGCCCAAGAUGCAAAAUAUUGUUCAAUGGGGGGUAGACAAUUAUGGAUAUCUUCAAAAUGCACCUCCUGGAUUUUUCCCAAGACUUGGUGUUAUUGGUUUUGCUGGUCUUGUUGGACUCAUUUUUGCUAGAGGUUCAAAAAUAAAGAAGUUGGUAUAUCCACCUGGUUUCAUGGGAUUAGCUGCCUCUAUCUAUUAUCCACAACAAGCCAUCAGCAUGGCCCAGGUCAGCGGAGAAGCAUUAUAUGACUGGGGUUUACAAGGAUACAUAGUCCUGGAGGAUUUGUGGAAGAACUUUCAAAAGGUGAGAAGCAGUAUUGAUGUUGAAUAUUUCUUUGUGGGAAAAUACCCACACUAUUGA
Molecule: messenger RNA, 813 nt
Organism: Elephantulus edwardii (Cape elephant shrew)
Lineage: Eukaryota; Metazoa; Chordata; Mammalia; Macroscelidea; Macroscelididae
Gene: APOO
Product: apolipoprotein O
Exons: 8
Coding region: 1-813 (270 amino acids)
Biological process (GO): cristae formation
Cellular component (GO): MICOS complex
Source: RefSeq, a predicted model, not a curated record